Molecule: messenger RNA, 1759 nt
Organism: Drosophila grimshawi
Lineage: Eukaryota; Metazoa; Arthropoda; Insecta; Diptera; Drosophilidae
Gene: sud1
Product: prolyl 3-hydroxylase sudestada1
Exons: 1
Coding region: 65-1528 (487 amino acids)
Biological process (GO): peptidyl-proline hydroxylation; regulation of translational termination
Cellular component (GO): cytoplasm
Molecular function (GO): peptidyl-proline dioxygenase activity; L-ascorbic acid binding; iron ion binding
Source: RefSeq, a predicted model, not a curated record
GGUAAGCAGGAUGCAGUGGAAGCCAGCGAGGAAUUAAGCUUGAACCAGGCUUAUCUACAAAAGGAUGUCACGCAAUGGCUGCAAACAGCGUGGGUUAAACAAGCACCAGCCACAAAAGAAGACAAAACCGGUGCACAAAUCUAUGGGGAACCAUUUCAAUUAUGUUUUGCUACCCGAACUGCUGGCCGAGGACAGCACCCGAUCUCUGGUGCACGAGAUGAUCAAUAAGGUACACUGGUCACGCAAGCAAAUGGAUCUCUAUGAGUUCUAUCAGAGCACCGAUCUCUCCAAUAUGCUGGACAGCCGCCUGCUUGCCAAUUUCCUGCAAUUGCUGCGGAAGCAGGUGCGUCCCUGGCUGGAGGAGGUGACAAAUCUGAAGCUUGACUACGUAUCCGCCUCGUGCAGCAUGUACACUUGCGGCGAUUACCUCCUGGUGCACGACGAUCUGCUCAAGGAUCGUCAGAUUGCAUUUGUCUAUUACAUGUCGCCGUGGCAGGGCGUUGAGGAGUGGAACGAGGAGCAGGGCGGCUGCCUGGAGAUCUUUGCCAGCGAUGAUCAGUGCUUCCCACAAUUCCCCGUGCAACGCAAAAUACCACCGAAAAACAAUCAGUUUGCAUUCUUUAAAGUUGGCUCACGUUCCUUUCAUCAGGUGGGCGAGGUGACCACAUACGAUUAUCCACGAUUGACCAUCAACGGUUGGUUCCAUGGCGCAACCAAUGAGGCCUUCGUUGGUGGGGACUCGUCGCGCGCCUUUCCACGCCUCGCCUACCUGCAGCCGGAUAUUAAUAAUAGGCCCACGUUGGGCUUGCUACUCAACGAUGUCUACCUGAAGGCGGCGACACGUCGCAGCAUCCAGAAACGUAUCGAGGAGAAUUCCGAGAUUUGUCUCUAUGAGUUCUUUAAGCGUGAAAAAUUCGAACUGGCCCGUGCACAAUUGUUGAAUGAUGCGACGCUGACAUGGCGACGACAAGGACCCGCCAAUGCGCACAACUACGAGCUGAUGGAUCUGAGCACUGCCAAGGGCACAGUGGAAGAGCUGCUUCAGCUAUUUCGCAGCAAUGCCAUGUUCCAGCUGUUGCGCGACUUUACCGACCUGGAUUUGUAUGGCGUCGAUGCAAUAACGCCCACAUGCAGCGUUGAACUCCAACGCUGGUCGCAUGGCAACUAUACCGUGCUGGGCGAUGGUUUGGUCAGCGAGGAGAAUACCCUGGAUUUGGUGUACUAUCUGAAUGCGGCGGAGGGUGCAGCAGUGAUUACAUAUCUAUCACCGGAAGUUGAGCAGCGCACAACACAUCAUCAAAAUGGACUCGACGACCAGAGCAUCGAGGAGGCGGAGGACGAUCCUGACCAAGAGGACGAUGAGACGUGCCAGGAUGAUUCGGUGUUGCUGACGAUAUCGCCGGUGGAUAAUGCGCUGAAUAUUGUUUAUCGCUGCGAGGGCACCACCAAAUUCACCAAAUAUGUGUCGCGCAACACGCCGCUGGACAAGGGACCCGUUUUUGUCAUAUCCUGCAGCUACAAGGAAUAGGAAACCAAGACACAUUUAUAUAUAUAUCCCUCUUCAUAUGCCGCCACACACACGUACAGGCCACACUAUUAUUUUGUUUGUUAGACUGGCCAAAAUGCACAAGAAACGAAACCUGUGUACAAGCUUUGCAUUAUACACGUUUGUUUGAAUGUUAAUUGUAUACAAAACAAAGAAAAGAAAAGCAAAAGAUUAACUCUUAGAAAUGCCCAAUAAAGUGAUGUAUAAAGAAAA